This is a messenger RNA of Microsporum canis CBS 113480, 2028 nucleotides long. RefSeq lists its product as hypothetical. The transcript has 7 exons. Gene Ontology annotation, molecular function: zinc ion binding; DNA binding. Bases 1 to 2028 code for a protein of 675 amino acids. The record is from RefSeq and is a predicted model, not a curated record. Gene Ontology annotation, biological process: DNA-templated transcription. Lineage: Eukaryota; Fungi; Ascomycota; Eurotiomycetes; Onygenales; Arthrodermataceae. Gene Ontology annotation, cellular component: nucleus.
AUGUGCCUAGAUAACUUAGCCGCCCUUUGCUUUCCUGUUUCUUCUUUCAUCAAUGUGAAUUUAUCGUUUAUGAUUCUCAAAUUAUGGCGACACCCAGGCGUAACGGGAAAUUGUCGUCAUGUGAACCAUGUCGUAUAUCUAAACUCCGAUGUGAUCAUUCUUCCCCGAUCGAACCAAAUCACGAAUGAAGACAAUGGACUUUUCGAGCAUUCACUGGAUCUUGGACUUCCGUCUAGCUCCUCAUCUGCCUUGAUCACUACGAUAUCUGAUAAGAGACGGAUAGAAAUAGGGGCACAAAUUCUGUCGUUGCUAGACAAUCUUUCCUUUUAUGGAGAUGUGCUCGAGAGGCGUUUCACUCUCUUUGAGGGAUGGCUAUUUGGCCCGCAAAUUACACGCGAGACUUUACAAAGGCUGAAAUUUUCUUAUAAUGAUGCUAUCCGAGGUUCAAGGCCUGAUAACACACAUGCCCAUCUAUUGGAGUGGUCAAAAACCAUAUUUCGAAACACAGCUACACCCAUAAAGACCUACCCAGAAAUGGAAUUUCCGGAGUAUGUUUCGAUCAUAGCACCGAGAUGGGAAACAAUUGGACUCAUCUUUGCCUUACUGGGCACUGCAACUUACCACAUUCAACUCGAUGACACAGUGCUCCAAGAUGACGAAUCGCUGGAGAAACGCAAACAAGAUCUGCGGGCUACAGCGGUAGCAGUUAGUGAUAUGUGUCUACAGUUUUGUAACACUGUAGCUGCAAUUAGUGAUCCCCUCUGCUGGGCAACAAUGCAGCAUACUUCUUUUAUGGUAGAGAUGCAUGGCUCCACCGACCACAGAACAUGGCAACGAUUAGGAGACGUGACGACGUUGGUAUUUGCCCUUGGUCUUCACCGUCGUGAACUCGACGAGCAAGCCCCAUUCUUCCUUACUGAAAUCCGCAAGAGAGCAAUGAUUGCAGCAUAUUCCAUGGAUAAAAUGCUAGCAACCUUUCUGAAGCGGCCGCCUCGGAUUUGCCGGCAAUAUUGCCACUUCCAUACACCCCUACACAUUCACUGGCAGGAUCUAUUAGGUGAUGCAUCUAUUCGGGAUGCUGCAAUCAAGCGGCUCGACACUAAUGGCUGGGAUAGUCGUGGAGACCUCGAAAGUGCAAAACCCCGAGUCUCUAUGCUUGUAAGUAUCAUUCGAGAGAUGAUUCUAGAGAUUUCUUUCAGCCAUGAGGUGGAUAAUUUAGAGUAUAAAGUCGAAGAGAUCCGUCACGAAUCUAACCAAAUGCGCCUCAGCCUGCCACCUUUCCUACAAUGGUCGCCAGCCAAUAAAAACCCAUUAGCAACCUCUCUGCAUCUCGAGUUUCUGUAUCAGAAUUUCCUUCUAUAUCAGACACUCACAAAACGCACGGGAAGCAUAUCCAACUCGCUAACAGAUACUGCACAUCAAAUCCUGACUCUGGUCCUGGAUACAGUCUCUAAGCAAACUCAGACAGGGACUGUUAAUCAUUUCACUAUAUAUGAUCUAUGCUACAUCGGUUUGCCGGCCGCUGGAGUUUUGUCAAAAGAGCUACUCCGCUGCUCACAAGAACCCACACGCAUAUCGAUGAGAGAAACAUCCCUCCUCCGCUCAGAAAUUAUUCAGCGACUCAGCGUCUUCGCUGCGCAAAUAGAAACCUUUUUUCCGAAUAGAGAAGGUGACUAUGAUACGUGUAUGAAAGGGCGUGUUUUCAUUCGACAGGUUCUCGACGCUGUCCUCAUACCUAGCACAGCAGCCACUUGUGCCCCUGAGCAUGAAGUCACUAGAGAAGACGAAGAUGCCUUAGCACUCCCCAAGAAAGGCGACAGGAAGCUCAGUAUGCCUACUUCGCCAAAUCUCUUCCUACAGCCUGAGACCAGGAAGAUCACAGAAGACCAGCUUAUCGUUGAGGAGAAGUGCAUUGAAAUCGAGAUGAAGCAGCUUAAUAACCGGUCAGUUCUGAGUAAUGAACAGUGGGAAGUUCUAAUUGCUAUUCACAAGACCCUGCUCCGUCUGCAUCAUGAUUCUGCUCCAUAG